Coccomyxa subellipsoidea C-169 is the source of this 941-nucleotide messenger RNA. Its product is annotated as V-type ATPase. Gene Ontology annotation, molecular function: proton-transporting ATPase activity, rotational mechanism. The transcript has 5 exons. Gene Ontology annotation, biological process: proton transmembrane transport. The coding region runs from base 93 to 623 and encodes 176 amino acids. Gene Ontology annotation, cellular component: proton-transporting V-type ATPase, V0 domain. NCBI's taxonomy places the organism in Eukaryota, Viridiplantae, Chlorophyta, Trebouxiophyceae, Coccomyxaceae. The record is from RefSeq and is a predicted model, not a curated record.
CACAGCUCAAGGAAUGCCUGCUUGAGUUGGGUGUAGCGUCAACAGGACAGAGUAAUUAGGGCUUAGCAGCUGGCUUGCAGCUCCUCAGCGUUAUGGAGGGCAUCUCAAGGCACUUGUUAGAUGGUGAGCAGUGGGUUGGAGACUCGGUGGGCCCGUUCUUCGGGUUCAUGGGAGCUGCCGCGGCUCUGGUGUUUGCAUGUUUUGGAGCAGCUUAUGGAACAGCAAAGUCCGGAGUGGGCAUCGCAUCCAUGGGUGUGAUGCGACCAGAGCUCGUCAUGAAGUCCAUCGUUCCCGUGGUCAUGGCUGGUGUUCUGGGUAUCUACGGGCUCAUUAUUGCUGUCAUCAUCAGUACCGGAAUCAACCAGACCGCUGACAAGCCGUACUACCUCUUUGAUGGCUAUGCUCACCUGGCAGCUGGCCUCUCCUGUGGCCUGGCAGGCCUGGCAGCUGGCAUGGCCAUCGGCAUUGUUGGUGACGCUGGUGUCAGGGCAAACGCGCAGCAGCCCAAGCUGUUUGUGGGAAUGAUCCUGAUCCUCAUUUUCGCAGAGGCUCUUGCCCUGUACGGCCUCAUCGUUGGGAUCAUCCUGGCCUCCAAGGCUGGCACUGCCACUCCCGGGACUUGAGCAGAUUCUCAGCCGACCUGACGAGCUUCUACAGAAGCCUUGGGCUGCAAGACCACCUUCAAUUAGACCAAUGCCCAAGUAUGGUACCACUUCAUCCAGAAAAUUCUCGACAUGCUUUAGACACUAGCAUUUUGCAAGCAAGACAUGCAGGGUAAAUUCUUUUCCUGCUGCGGAUUUUCUGCGAUCGGGUUACAAGUACUUGUGAUGAUGAGCAGACCUCACUACUGCGGCCGACUCAGCAUGCAUGUGCAUGUUAGCUGAUGUGUGGCUGCAAUUGAAUCGCGAUGGAAGCAUGUAAAGUAUGGAAUAUCCUUUGCC